AUGACCGGCGACUUCGUCAAGGCCACGUUCCCUAAUCCACGUCCGUAUCUCGAACACACCCUACCAGAUAUCCUCCCCGCUCGUCUUCCGCCUUCUCUCGCACCCCAACUCACGUCCGUGUACGAAAACGUGUUCUUGGACUUUUCCCUUCGUGAGCGCCGACGGCCAGCGCGACACGCUCAAGCAGGUCCUCGGCUCGCGCCGACGAACAAGAUCUUGUGGUCCACUGACGGCAUUUCUGGCCCGAAUCGUACUACCUGGGUUCUAUGCAGGCUCGCCAAUGUCUCUUCGAGGUCUCGAGCAUCGCUCCGGCUCUUCGAGCUCACUCUCCCUCAAGCCGUCGGUAUCGCCAGGCAGUCUACAGAAGCUGUGGAUGUCUAA
Epithele typhae is the source of this 381-nucleotide messenger RNA. RefSeq lists its product as uncharacterized. The record is from RefSeq and is a predicted model, not a curated record. Lineage: Eukaryota; Fungi; Basidiomycota; Agaricomycetes; Polyporales; Epitheliaceae. The transcript is spliced from 4 exons. Bases 1 to 381 code for a protein of 126 amino acids.